AUGUGUCGUCGUAUAUCAGAUCUAAUGCCUGUCAUCAUUCGAGCCUCACAAACAACUGUAUCCGCAUGUCAGAAAGUAUUUGCCGAUCGUCGUUGGAAUUGUUCAUCGAUACUUCGAGCACCGAAGUACAAAUCUGAUCUCACGAAAUUUGUAGGACCAUUGACCUUUUUAGGUACCAAAGAGCAAGCAUUCGUAUAUGCACUUUCGUCCGCAGCACUUACACAUCAUGUAGCUAAGGCCUGUGUUUCCGGUGAUUUACCUUACUGUCCAUGUGGCCUGAAUUCACCAACUGCAUCUACUGAUGCUUCUUAUAAGUGGAAAGGAUGUAGCGACAAUGUAUUAUACGGACAAAAAGUAAGCCGUGAAUGGGCAGAUGCUUCGUGGCGGAAAAAAUGGCGUCCCCGUAACGUAACCGCUCCAAUCAGGCGACGUUAUCGGGAAUUAAUCGAUGAUUGGGCCUACAUUAAUACCGAUUUCUCGGCGCAUAAAUCAAUCACUGACCUUUCACCGCGAGCACGAAUGAAUGAGCAUAAUAAUGAAGUUGGUCGCCAGAUAACACAAGAAAGUUUGUACCGAAAAUGCAAAUGCCACGGUGUGUCAAGCAGUUGUAAUGUGAGAACAUGCUGGAAUACCCUGCCUGAUGUUUAUGAUAUAGCUUUGAAGUUGAGAGAACGCUAUAUGGAAGCAUCACCAUUAUCAGAAUUGUUGGCGCAAUCUGAAUAUGCUGAUAAGGCUAUACAUGGUGAAUUGUUGUCAAAACAACAUUUGGUUUAUCUACGAAAUUCACCGGAUUAUUGUGUAGAGGAUAACAGGACAGGUUCAUACGGUACAGUAAUGAGAGAAUGUAAUCUAACAUCGCCGGGUCCAAACAGUUGCAGUAGUUUAUGUUGUGGACGUGGAUAUUACACUAAACAAAUGCUCGUUGAAGAACAAUGUCAGUGCAAGUAUGUGCAUUGCUGUUAUGUGAAAUGUAAAACAUGCAAAUAUCUAGUUGAUAAGUAUUACUGUAAAUAA
This is a messenger RNA of Acanthocheilonema viteae, 1014 nucleotides long. Lineage: Eukaryota; Metazoa; Nematoda; Chromadorea; Rhabditida; Onchocercidae. The record is from the annotation of a GenBank genome assembly.